CAGUGGUCUGCUGCUCACUUGCAGAGGCGGUGUCACUGAAACUGCUAAUCAGGCGCAGAAUGGUAACGUGAGAGGGAUAACAUGAAAAUCCACCACAGAAAAGUAUUCAUCCUGGUUGUUUUCGUGUACGUGGUAUUUUCCUUGUAUGCUGCAUACAAUGUCUUCUUUAAUACGAAGCCUAUAAACCGUGUCCACAGAGUGGUGAAGAAAAUCACAGCUGCAGCCUCUGCCGGAGGUGACGGUGUCGUGGCCUCUCACAUUGGGGAUGAGGUCUGGAACCCAUGGGAGGAUGAGCAGGCUGAUGGGCUCACUGCUCUGCACAAGCGGAGGGAGGCUUUCAGACAAUAUCAAGAGCGCAUUGACAAGAACAGACCCAAGAGAUACAAAGUUCAAAUCUGGGGGAAAGCUGCCAUUGGACUUUACCUUUGGGAACAUAUUUUAGAAGGGCCCCUGACCCCCGCCGAUAAAAUGGCACAGUGGAGAGAAGGGGAGAUGCAGGCAGGGAAGAUUGAUUUCAGUUUCUACACAGGCCCUGCAGUGAUCCAGGGCCACGUUCCUCUGGACACAGACAGUGUGGUUCUGGUGCUAAAUGGCCGGGAGCAGCAAAAGAUUGCCUACGCCACCCGUUGGCUGCAGCACAUCCAGACCCUCAUGCAGGUCCACGCUGUGAACCGGGUGGCCGUGGUACUGUUGGGCAGCGAGCGCUGCACCAACGACUGGAUCAGCCCCUACCUGAGGAGGCACGGGGGCUUUGUGGACCUGCUCUUCCUGGUCUAUGACAGCCCCUGGGUCAAUGAUAAGGAUGUCUUCCAGUGGCCCCUUGGAGUAGCCACAUACAGGCAGUUUCCUGUGGUCAUGCCAAACUCCCUGAUGUCAAGUUCCACCAGGCCUUACCUCUGUAACUUCCUUGGAACAGUCUACAAAAACUCUUCUAGAGAGAACCUCAUGGGAAUCCUGAAAGAAUCUGGACUGGACAAGGAGUGUGUAACUACUGCCAGGGAGACGUGGCUUCCACAGGAGACAGCAGAGAGUCUGAGAUGGUACCAGACGGCGCUGGCCCAAAGCGAUCUCACUCUCUGCCCGGUGGGAAUCAACACAGAGUGCUAUCGCAUCUACGAGGCCUGUGCAUAUGGCUCUGUGCCGGUGGUGGAAGAUGUGCUGACUCCAGGUGGGUGUUCCUCUGCACAAAGAUCGCCCCUGCGCCUCCUCAAAGCCGCAGGAGCCCCCUUUAUCUUCCUCAAGGACUGGAGAGAGCUGCCUGGCCUUCUGCAGAAGGAGAGAGCGAUGAGCCAGGACGAAAGGACUGAGAGGAGGAGGAGAUUGCUGGAAUGGUACACCAGCUUCCGCCUGCAGAUGAAGGACAGGUUCACAGAAGUUUUAGAGGAGGCCUUUUUCAAAAACAGCUGAUAGUUUUAAAGAUAAUUUUAGAGAAAACCCCCAAAUGUUCAUAAGGAGGUACAAAGUGGGUCUCAUAAGGCAGAACGUCUUGGUGUUUACGUGGGGUUACUGUAUGUGAUGACAAGCUGAAAAAAACCUACUCCAUGUCCCAAGAAAUAAUUUCAGGCUGUGUGUGCAUUGUAUUACAUUGUGUCCGUAGAGCUUGUUUCAUUAAUAUUUGCUUUCCAUUAUUUAUUUUCUUUAACUGUAAUUUAACCAGGUAAGUAAGCUGUGAACCAAUUAAAAUGUUCAAUAAUGACUUGGAAAUAGUUGCCUGGGGGACAGGACAACACAAAGAACCACUUAAUGUGAAGUGUAUAUAUAAACACUAUAUAGAAAUGCACUGUUUUCUGAAAGAUGCAAAGAUAUAUUUCAAGAUGGAGUCAUCUUAUUUUAAAUAACAGGUUGGUGGUUUCAAUUAUUGAAUUAUUUGAACAUUGUAAUAUACCUUUUAGUAAGGCCCAGACCAGUUAUUUUAUUUUAAUCGAUCGGAUAUCUGUUUCCCCUUAAUGUUUAUUAAACUUAUUUAGGGUCUGUUGUAACAGCAGUAGGUCUAGUUACAAUCCAAUUGUGGCACACUAUAAUCUGCAAAUGCUAACAAAGAAACCAUAUUUAUGAUGUGUUUAUGCUGCCAAUACAGUACAUUUUAGUUUGAAAAAUGAAGAACGGUUCCUGAUACAUUAUUUCUGUGAAAUAUUAUACAAUGUUUUUCUUGCUAUUAAAACAUUUAUAUUUUUUAAUGGCUAUUGAAUAGGACAUUACAGGAAAAGACUGACUACAAUGACACCACAAUACCAUCUCCAGGAGAUGGCGCUGUACGCCUCCAUCAUUGUUUUGCUGGGUCCAUGUUAGUAUAGCAACAAGUUAGCAUGGGCAGUGACGUUUAUUAAUGUACAUUAUUAAUCAAGUUUCAAGCUCUUAUUUGUCGUGAAUAGGAUACACAAGGUAUUGAAGAUUCAAUAAAAUUCGUACUUGCAUGUU
Messenger RNA from Esox lucius (northern pike), 2418 nucleotides. RefSeq names its product ribitol xylosyltransferase 1 (gene rxylt1). Bases 82 to 1407 code for a protein of 441 amino acids. Gene Ontology annotation, biological process: protein O-linked glycosylation via mannose. Gene Ontology annotation, cellular component: Golgi apparatus. The transcript has 6 exons. Lineage: Eukaryota; Metazoa; Chordata; Actinopteri; Esociformes; Esocidae. The record is from RefSeq and is a predicted model, not a curated record. Gene Ontology annotation, molecular function: ribitol beta-1,4-xylosyltransferase activity.